AUGCUCAUCCAGCUGACCGUAUCUGCUUUGCAGAUGAUUUCGGCUACAGAGUCUCAUCAUGGUGAACACGGAACCCAUGUCAGAGGUGUAUCAGCAAUCUUGAGCUCUGGAGAGUCUCGACUGGAUUUGGUCAAUGGAGUGAAAACAUUCAAACUUGCAGAUCCAGUGCUGAUAGGAGUUCCUACAAAGGGUAUCCUUGGUGCUCCGGCGUUGACUUCUUCCGUCCAAAGUCUCGACUCCACAUUUGUGAAGAUGCGGCCGCUGAUAUCGAGAAUCGAGGCGCUCCUUACGUGCACUUUGACUGGCUGGGAUGAGAUCAAACUCACACAAGCCGCUGCGCUUGACCUGAAUGAAGACCUCACCAGAUGGGAGGACAGCCAACCCGUCAAAUGGAGACCAACAUCAAUGGGUAUUUGGAGUAGCUACGAUAGUCCACCAGGGGAUUCCAUCUUCUGGCCUGGACAGGUUGACAAGUAUUUUGAUCCUUAUGUGGCUGCUGUGUGGAACACGUAUUAUAAGGCUCGCCUUAUUGCACUCGAGUUUAUUGUUCGAUGUUCAUUGCUGCUGCAAGAGGGAGAUUCGCACAAACCAGAGCAUGCUGAAGCGCAGAGGCUGGCAGGAAAGAUGAUUUCGUCUAUUCCCUUUCUCCUCCUGAAGGAUCCACAAAGGGCUUUGUCGAACCCUCUCAACAUCCAAGAGCCCGGUCCAUCUUUUGGCGGCUUGUUGCUCAUGCACCCACUGUAUGUUGGCACAAGGAUGUCGGUGGUUCCGCCGGCCAUGCAAACACACAUGAGGAAAUGCCUCGCAUGGGUUGGCAAACAUAUGAACAUUGGGCAAGCCACGCUGUUAUCAAGGGCACAUGCCACAGUUCCUACGCAAUUCGUGGUCGAUGGCCACACUCUCAUCUGGGCCGGUAUGCUCACUCAGCCAGUUUGA
Exophiala spinifera is the source of this 936-nucleotide messenger RNA. RefSeq lists its product as uncharacterized. NCBI's taxonomy places the organism in Eukaryota, Fungi, Ascomycota, Eurotiomycetes, Chaetothyriales, Herpotrichiellaceae. The record is from RefSeq and is a predicted model, not a curated record. Bases 1 to 936 code for a protein of 311 amino acids. The transcript has 4 exons.